AUGGCCACCGCCACUAAGGAGGACCCAGAUUGGUCCAGCCUCCCCGACGACAUGCUUUUCCUCGUGAUGCAGGCGCUGGAGAUCCCCGAUCUCUUCAGCGCCGGGUCCGUCUGCUCCUCGUGGCGCUCCGCCUGCUCCGCCGUCCGCCGCGUCCGGAUCCCGAUCACCGAUGCCCGCCACGUGGUUGGCUCGGCCCACGGCUGGGUCGUCGCCGCCGACGAGAUGUCCAAGAUGUCCAACCUCCAGGCGCUCAAUCCGCUCACGGGCGCCCAGGUCGAUCUCCCGCCGGUCACGGGGCUCUACCACAUCGAGAGCUUCUCCGACGAGCAAGGGGCCCCAAUGUACAACCACUACUACGACGAGUUGAACUACCGAAGCCCCUCUGCAUAUCGUCCGCAGAAACUACGGCUCUUACUGUACUACCGGGUGUUCCUGUCCUGUAGCCCUUCCGCCGGCAGCCGGUGCAUCGUCCUGCUCUUGCACAGGCCAGACGGGCAGCUAUCCUUCGCCCGGGUCGGCGACGACCGGUGGACACGCAUCCAAGACAUCGAAUGCCGAUUGUGGAACGAUGGCAUCCGCAAUGCCACCUAUAACAAGAAUGAUGGCUUGUUCUACGUCGUACAUGCUGAUGGCAGCAUCCUUACGUUGGAUCUGAAUGGGCCUUCACCCGUGACAAUGAAGGUGUUCCCAAAAGCCACACGAUGGGAUCAGCCUACCAAGUAUGUCGUUCUAACGCCGCAAGGUGAUAUCAUGCAGUUGUGGAGAUAUAUUUCUGAUCGGAUUGUAGACGUAUCCGUUGUUCCUCCGGAGCUUGCUCAUGAGGUCUUUGAUCCAUACAGUGAAAUGUAUACCGAUGACAUGGAACUAUACAAGGUUGAUAUUGAUGAGCACGCGACGAUGAAGAAGAACCACUUGGAUAACUAUGCUCUCUUCAUUGGUUUCAACUCGAUUUUACUCGUUUCGACCAAGGAUUAUCCUACGUUAAAGCCAAAUUGCGCUUAUUUCACGGAUGAUUCUUAUGAAGAUAUAUGUCUCAGUAAAUAUAACACUCGAGACAUAGGCAUCUGGAAUUUUGAAACUAAGACAGUUGAGAGCCUUGGUGAUGUGCAAGCUGUGCAUCCAUGGCUCAAUUUUCCAUCUCCAAUUUGGAUAACACCAACCCUUUGUUAGUUAUGCAGAGGGAUGAGAUAUUAGUUCAUAGCUCCCAUUUUAAUAAUGUUCUCUCUAUGUAGUAGUUGAAGCUCUUGUUUGAAUAAUAACACCAUUGUUGGUGGGAGCUCCUUUGUGUAACAACACCUUCCUUGGUCCAGAUGUAAUGUUUUGAUGACACCUUUUCUGA
Messenger RNA from Brachypodium distachyon (stiff brome), 1339 nucleotides. RefSeq lists its product as uncharacterized. The transcript has 2 exons. Lineage: Eukaryota; Viridiplantae; Streptophyta; Magnoliopsida; Poales; Poaceae. The record is from RefSeq and is a predicted model, not a curated record. Gene Ontology annotation, molecular function: protein binding. Bases 1 to 1170 code for a protein of 389 amino acids.